ACAUCAAAGUUUGUCGCAACAAACUUUACAAAUCUAGUUUAAUACUAUUAUUUUUUUUAAUAAUAUUUUAUAUAGGUAUUAUUAAUAAGAUCGCACAAAUGCAAAUGAAUUGGUUAAUCAUCAUACUUCUCUCCUAAAAGAAUAUGACAAUAUGAUUUAGGUUUGCAAAAUCUGAACAAGUCACAAAAAUUCUGGAGCAGUAUCUUUUAGGCUGAAGAAACGAGUGUGGAGAUGUUUGUCAUCAUGCACAUCACACAGUUUGAUGAACAAAGACCAAAACCAGUGUAUAUAUUAAGGUGGUGUAGGAGUGAUGAUUUGUAAUAGUUUUGCAGCCACAGGACCUGGGAAACUCGCAGUGUUUGAGACAACGUUGAAGUCUACUUUUUACCAGAAUAUUCUGCAACAGGACAUUGAUCCCAAGGACACCAGCAAAUCAACCUCUGUCUUGUUAAAGAAAACAAAUCAGUGUGUUAGAAUGGCAAAUUCCAAAAGUCAAAUACUGUACCAAACUUCAACCAUGAUGAGAUGCUGUGGCAGGAUCUUACAGGAGAACUGUUCAUAAAUAAACACACAGUUAUCAGUGGAUUAUGAGACAAGCCAAUGAAUACUUCAAGAAGACCCACCAACUGGUGUAAGUGGUGCUCCGUCCGAAAACAAUAUCAUGCUGUGGAAUGCUGUUAUUUUUGGACCUGUAGGAACACCAUUUGAGGAUGGAACAUUUAAACUUGUGAUAGAAUUUUCAGAAGAAUAUCCAAACAAACCUCCUACAGUUCGGUUUAUUUCCAAAAUGUUCCACCCAAAUGUUUACGCAGAUGGCAGUAUAUGUUUAGACAUUCUUCAGAAUCGCUGGAGUCCUACAUAUGAUGUGUCCUCUAUUCUGACAUCUAUCCAGUCCUUGCUGGAUGAGCCUAACCCCAACAGCCCAGCCAACAGCCAGGCGGCACAACUCUAUCAAGAGAACAAGCGAGAGUAUGAGAAGAGAGUUUCUGUUAUUGUGGAGCAAAGCUGGGCAGACUCUUAAUGUUCAUAAGUUUAAUGCUCAAAUACCAUUUAUCAGGUUUUUCUUCUUCUAUUUAACGUAUCUCGGACACACUCAAAACAAACUUGUCCGUUACAUCUGGAAAUCCAUUAUUUAGGGACUCUUUGCCGGUGUUUUGCUGCAAGCAGGAGUGAUUGUGCUUUUGGUUUCAACUCCAUUUUUUCCCCCAGGUUUCAUGAUAAAUUAUUCUUAAGCGUUUAUAGUGUUUAACUGUAUCUCCAGAACUAUUGGCACUCUUGAGAAUUGUGCAAAAAUUAAUGUAUAAAAUGAAACACAUUCAAUAUUUUGAGAUUACCAUUUUUCAAAACUAGUUUUUUAUUGGUGAAUCAAAUAAUGAAGAGUAAAGUAGUACAGACUAUUAGUUUUGUGCACAUAGAGUCAACCUCUUCAAUUUAGCUUUCCAUCUUGACAUUCAAGAGAACACAAUUCAAAUGAUUGUUCCAGUAAUAUGUUUAGGUUAUGCUUGUUGGUUGUUCUCAGGAAGGAUCUGGUUUCCUUCCAAAUACUUUAUUAAUCAGUUAUUUUGAAACAAACCGGUUCAACUGUUUAGUUCUAAACUUUAAGUUUUUGAGCAUGUCAUGACACCAUGCUCAUAAAUCCUCUUUCUGCAAAAUUUACAGCUGUUAGAUUUUUUAUGAUGUUCCUGAUUGUCCUUUAUGGUAUUUUAACUGUAUGAUAUUUUUAUAUCGAGCUGCAUUAAAACCCUACUGUAAUCUAUGACAAUGGGGUUUAAAAGAAAUAAAGCAAAACUGUAUUCUCUUAUUGUC
Messenger RNA from Tachysurus vachellii, 1806 nucleotides. Its product is annotated as ubiquitin-conjugating enzyme E2 B. The transcript has 6 exons. Gene Ontology annotation, molecular function: ubiquitin conjugating enzyme activity. Gene Ontology annotation, cellular component: HULC complex. The coding region runs from base 662 to 1021 and encodes 119 amino acids. Lineage: Eukaryota; Metazoa; Chordata; Actinopteri; Siluriformes; Bagridae. The record is from RefSeq and is a predicted model, not a curated record. Gene Ontology annotation, biological process: proteasome-mediated ubiquitin-dependent protein catabolic process; DNA repair; protein polyubiquitination.